This is a messenger RNA of Cuculus canorus (common cuckoo), 7370 nucleotides long. It is a transcript of the gene ITGA8, whose product is annotated as integrin subunit alpha 8. Gene Ontology annotation, biological process: cell-cell adhesion; cell adhesion mediated by integrin; cell-matrix adhesion. The record is from RefSeq and is a predicted model, not a curated record. Gene Ontology annotation, molecular function: integrin binding. Gene Ontology annotation, cellular component: integrin complex; external side of plasma membrane. The transcript has 30 exons. NCBI's taxonomy places the organism in Eukaryota, Metazoa, Chordata, Aves, Cuculiformes, Cuculidae. Bases 189 to 3305 code for a protein of 1038 amino acids.
GUCCCACAGCGCAGGCGAGCGGCGCCCCCCCCGUCCCCGGCUGCGGCUCCCGUGGUUCCGAUGCCGCCUCUCUGAUCGGUCCUUCCCGUCACGGCGCCGCCGCGCUGCCGCCAGGGGGCGCCCCGGGGCGGGGCCCCGCCACCACCCCCGCGCGGCAGCUCGCGGCUCCCUUCCCGGCGGCAGCGAGGAUGCUGCGCCCGCUGCUCCUGCUGUCAGCGCUGCUCGGGGCGCUGCUGGCCUUCAACCUGGACGAGGAGAAGCGCACGGUGUACAGCGGCCCCCCGGGCAGCUACUUCGGCUACUCGGUGGAAUUCUACAUCCCCGACCCCAGCACGGUCAGCGUCCUGGUGGGAGCCCCCAAAGCCAACACCACGCAGCCGGACAUCGUGGAAGGAGGAGCGGUGUACUAUUGCGGCUGGCCCGGCACCCGCUGCAGGCAGAUCCCCUUCGACAGCACCAAUAACAGGAAAAUUAAAGUCAAUGGCACCAGGGAACCUAUUGAAUUUAAGACAAAUCAAUGGUUUGGAGCAACAGUCAAAGCUCAUAAAGAAAAAGUUGUGGCUUGUGCUCCCUUGUAUCAUUGGCGAACCCUUAAAGAUAGCCCUGAGAAGGAUCCUGUUGGCACCUGCUAUGUAGCAAUUCAGAACUUCAGUGCCUAUGCUGAAUAUUCACCCUGUCGCAACAGCAAUGCAGAUCCUGAAGGACAAGGCUUUUGUCAAGCAGGUUUCAGCUUAGACUUCUACAAGAAUGGUGACCUGAUAGUAGGCGGGCCUGGUAGUUUUUAUUGGCAAGGUCAGGUAAUCACUGCAAGUAUUGCGGAUAUCAUUGCAAAUUAUUCCUUCAAGGAUAUUCUAAGGAAAUUGGCGCGAGAGAAGCAAACAGGAGUGGCACCACCCUCAUAUGACGACAAUUACAUGGGAUACUCGGUGGCUGCUGGAGAAUUUACCGGAGAUUCUGAACAAGAGUUGGUUGCUGGAGUCCCAAGGGGAGCACAGAACUUUGGCUAUGUCUCAAUUAUUAAUUCUUCAGACUUGACCUUCAUCCAGAACUUCACUGGUGAACAGAUGGCGUCUUAUUUUGGGUACACUGUUGCAGUAUCUGAUGUUAACAAUGAUGGUUUAGAUGAUAUCUUAGUUGGUGCCCCUCUUUUUAUGGAACGAGAAUUUGAGAGCAAGCCUAAAGAAGUUGGGCAAGUUUAUCUAUACCUGCAAGAAAGUGCUUUCCUCUUCCAAGAUGCACAAAUUCUGACAGGCACUGAAGUGUUUGGUAGAUUUGGCAGUGCAAUCACACACCUUGGAGAUCUCAAUCAAGAUGGAUAUAAUGACAUUGCUAUUGGUGCACCAUUUGCAGGAGAAGACAGAAGAGGGAAAGUGUUUAUUUACAAUGGAUACAGUAAUGGGUUAAAUACUAAUCCUUCCCAGGUUCUCAAUGGAGCCUGGGCCUCACAGUCCAUGCCUUCAGGAUUUGGCUUCACUCUAAAAGGAGACUCAGAUGUAGACAAAAAUGAUUACCCAGAUUUAAUUGUAGGUGCAUUUGGAGCUGGAAAAGCAGUGGUUUACAGAGCCAGACCUGUUGUGACAGUGGAUGCUCAGCUCAUUCUGAACCCCAGGAUUGUGAAUCUGGACAAUAAAACUUGUGAGCUCCCUGGCUCUCAGCUUUUGGUGGCCUGCUUUACUAUAAGAGUCUGCGCAGACUUUGAAGGUCAAAGUAUUUCAGAUGAGAUAGUGCUGAAAGGUGAAUUGCAGUUAGAUUCAUUGAAACAGAAAGGAGCUGUUAAGAGGACCCUCUUCUUUGAUUACCAUCAGUCACAUCAUUAUUUCUCCCUUGUGAUAGAGAGACAGAAACAGCUCCAUUGCCAGGACUUUCUUGUUUAUCUCAGAGAUGAAACAGAAUUUAGAGAUAAAUUAUCUCCCAUCAAUGUAAACUUGAAUUAUAGUUUGGACGAAUCCAGUUUUGAAGACAGCUUGACUGUGAAGCCAAUACUGAACUAUUACCAGAAAAGCUCAGUAACAGAACAGGCUUACAUUCUGGUUGACUGCGGGGAGGACAACUUGUGCAUUCCUGACUUGCAGCUUUCUGCUAUACCAGAUAAAGAUCCACUAAUAAUCGGAGAAGAAAACUGUGUCAUGCUCAUAAUAAAUCCAAGAAAUGAUGGGGAAGGAGCCUAUGAAGCUGAGCUACAUAUAAAGAUUCCACCUGAAGCAGAUUACACUGGGGUUGAACGCAACAACAAGGCACUGCGUGUAUUGAGCUGUGAUUACAAGAUGGAAAAUGAAACUAGAAUGGUGGUGUGUGAUCUUGGAAACCCCAUGGUGGCUGGCGCAAACUUCUCUACAGGCAUUCGAUUUUCUGUUCAGCAUUUUGAAAAUGCAGAUUUCAGCAUCAAUUUUGAGCUGCAAAUAAAAAGUUCUAACAAGAUUAAUCCCACAAGCAAUUUAGUUAACCUCCAUAUCAACAUCAGUGCUCUGGCUCAAGUACAGAUCAGAGGGGUGUCUCACCCUCCAACAAUUAUUUUGCCACUUCACAACUGGGAACCAAAAGAUGAACCUACAAAAGAAGAAGAAGUUGGUCCUUUAGUAGAACACAUCUAUGAGCUGCACAAUAUAGGACCAAGUGCCAUCAACAAUACAGUUCUCCAUGUCGGUUGGCCUGUGUCCAGUCAAGAAGAGUUUCUUCUUUACAUUCUUCAUAUUCAGACACAUGGACCAUUGCACUGUCAAACGAGCUCUCCUAUUAAUACAAUGCAGAUAAAGUUUGCUGUUCCAGAAGACAGUCCUGAACUUGCUGCUUUUUUAUAUAAUACCACAAUUUCUCAUUACAUCAGGAGAAGGGAUGUUCCAGUGGCAGAACUUCACAGGAAGAACAUUGCAAAAAUAUUGAACUGUACAAAUGUGAAGUGUGUCCUAAUUUCUUGCACUGUGGGACAGCUGGAAAGAGGGAAGAGUGCAGCACUGAAGAUCAGAUCCCGGCUGUGGGCCCAAACAUUCCUGGAGAGAAAGAAUGAUCUCUACACACUUUCCUCCAAUGUGUCCUUCGAAGUUAAGAGCAUGCCAUAUAAAGUGCAACCAGCAAAACUUCCCGAGGGAAGCAUAACAAUCAGAACAUCAGUCAUUUGGUCCACUCCGAAUGUCUCCUUUGUAAUCCCUUUAUGGGUUAUAAUAUUAGCAAUACUUCUUGGACUACUGGUACUAGCUUUGUUGACCCUAGCAUUAUGGAAGUGUGGCUUCUUUGACAGGGCCAGACCUCCCCAGGAUGACAUGGCUGACAGGGAACAACUAACAAAUAACAAGACUACUGAUGCAUAGAGGAAGAGAGUGACAGUUUAAGUCAGAAACCUGCCUGAGACCAGAAACACGAUGAGGAUCGAAAGAAGGAUUCCUUCCAUCUGUCUUUCUUUGUACCUACAAGUGAUAUGGUGUCACAAUCUGAUCUAUGCAAUGUUCUGAGAACAUGCCACAUGAUGGCCAUCCUUGCCAAAGAAAGCAGCUUCAUCACUGCCUUACAAACAUACCACCGAACAGAGUGUUUAUCCCAUAUUCCAGUCAGUCUACAUUUCAGCAGAUGCUUUUGAACAUGUGUGGUGUACUGAGACACUUCCAAAACAAGCUCAAAUUUCCCAAGAAGAGAAUGCCUGCGUUACUAUACAUCUAGAAGAUGGACUAGGACAAAACUUCUGAAAGCUACUGUAUCAUGCAGAAUACCUUUGCCACCUCCCUAAGAAUAAGAACUUUUGUGAAAUUAUGGCUCAGGGAGACAAGCAAUAUAUCAGUACUAUGGAAGUACUUCUGAAAAGCAAAGGUAGUCUGUAAAGAACUUUAUAUAUGGGGCACAAUUAUUUAUUUUUCCAGCUUUUCAGGAUAAGUAUCUGAUAUAAUCAACAACUUAGAUUUUGAGAGAAAAAAAGUAAAAAAAUAGAAAUCAUGUACUUACCUUGCAUGUAAAUAGAAAAGUAAACCUAUUGUACACGCAGAACAUAUCUUUCUUGGCCACAAGGUGUUUUGCAAAGCAGAAAAUUUAUGCAACAUUUUACAAGAUGAGACAUGUAACAAACAAGUACCUGUUGUAUCUUCAACCAGAGCUGGCAGUGUAGCACCCACAGAGCUAAAUCCAUGCACAGCAUAGAACAGGAGAUGAGUUACCCUCUUCUUGCAUUGCUGAUGGCUGACCCCUGCACAACUGACACAGGAUACAGUUAUUUGUGAAACACUGAUAUAAAUUAUCACAGCCACACUGGUGAUAUUUAGAAGGCUUGGGGGUUUUGAGCUAGAGUAAGUUUUGUUUGUCACUGCCCUGUUACUUUAUUGAAAUGGCCUUUUAAAAUUGAAUGGCCACUUCCAUUGUAUCUUCUGUUUAAUUUGUGUCAUAGACCCUAACACUGUUGACCCAAAGAAAUGUUUGCCUUUUUUUUACUUUACAGUCUACAAGCUGGCAGCAUAUUUAAAGUGUUUAUUUUAGCAAAGUUUGGGGCUGAAUAUAAUUAUUUCUUAAGCAAAGUCUUGCAGGGAAGGUGGGCAGAAUUUGUUUAUAUGCAGAAAAAUAUGAUGCCAGCCAUCCAAGCAUGAACAAAAAGAAGGAAAGAUAUACUGAGGUAAAAGUGAAAAUAUACAUUUAGGAUUUUUUUUUCCUGGGUUGGGGAUUCUGAAGAGAGGGUUCAUUCAUGCCCUUCUGUCAGCAAAUGGUUCUUAUCCAGCACGGGGUCUACGCUCUGGUCUGUGCAAAUCUGUGCCUGAAAGCUUGAGUCUUCCAGUGCUGCCUGCAAGUAUGAAAUUACACAAUAUGUGUAAACUGCAGGAGGGAUUGUUCAUUUUCUGAAACAUACUUCAUACUUCCCUUCUCCUGAGCUCCUCUUCUUUCCAAGCCAUCUCACCUUCCUAAUUGGUAAAUGGUCUCUUCCAUUCUGCCACUUCUUGGCUCCUUUUAGAUAACUGCCCUUCUGCUUUGUAAGACUUCGGGACAGGGCUAGCCACAGGACAGGAGAUUUUACAGUUUCACCGUUUCUUGCACACCAACUGACCUGCAAAAUCCAAGCAGGAGCCAGGAAACCUGAGCAAGUGUCUUCCAUCUUCAUAUCUAAGGCAAAUUUGCAAGAAGACCUUCAUGGAGUCUUUAUCUUAUCAGAUGAAGUGUGCCUAGGAGACUUAAUGAGAGGAGGAGACAGAUGCCUUGGAAAAUGGAGGUGCUUCAUCUCUGUUUUCUGAGGAUGGGGAGGUCUGACCACUUCUCGGUCCCCCAGAAAACCAUUAACAGACCCCUUCCCCCAAAUGGGUUUGAGCUGGAGCUUUGUAGAUAUCAGCUGAUAAAUACCACCACGAAGCAAGCCUUUCUCAUAUUUGCACAACUCCUUAUCCCGUACAGUGCAGGUAAAAAUCAUCUUCCUGUGAAAAUGAGAGCGUGCCUCUAGCUUUUGUAAAUACUGAAUUGUUGCAUGUAGCAGCUUCUGAAAUAAGGGCAGCUAGCUCAUUAUAGUCACAUCAUCUGCACAACUCUGAUAAAAUCACACCAUAAGGAGAUACUGAACAUAGGAUUUUUGUAUGUGCAAUAUUUUAUAUUACUUAUAUACCUGAAGCAUGUUUACACUGGCAUUUGUGGUUGUUUUUAAACUUUUGAAUAUACUGAUUAAUGAAUACAAUAAAGAGGAAAAAAAGAAUAGGAAAAAAAAAACUGAAAACAACACAGCUCCGUUCAGUAUUUAUUGCAAUCUGUUUUCAAUCCUGCAUUGCUCUGAGGAUGAGACUAGGUGACUUAAUAAGUUCUUUGCAGUUGUAACAUCUACGGUUCACUUUUGUGCAAUUACUCUCCAUUUUAAUGAUAGGCAAAACAUUCAGUUCAGAUACUAAAUUUAAACCAAAAAGAACCUCAGUGACUGCUGGACCUGGCUGGGAUCCAUUGGCUGCAGCUGUGUAAUGUCACUGGAAACCAAAUUAGAGGCACAUGAUCUGACAAACAGUUACUUUGAGCAAUACUUUGUUUUGUAUUUCUACAUCUUUGUAGAUUAAACUUCCCCCAUGGAAAUGUCUGGAGCCGUGUGCUGUCAAGGACUGUAGUCGUGGGUCCCAGCAUUUGUGGAUAGCCUUGGCUGCAAAUUGCAGACAGCUUUGCAAGGGAGAUUUCUGGGUUUCAGUGCUUGCCAAGAGUGUUUAUCUCCUGGGGACAUUGCAUCCUGGAUGUGGACACUAGCAGGCAGUUGACACAAUCUUUCCUCCCAGCAUAUUAGUAAUGUGCUGUACAAUAACCUCCGCUACAUCCCUACAUGACUGAACUUUUGUUUCCGUGGUGUCAGCCUUGUAAUGAGUUACUAAAUGCAGCUUUCUGUAAAAGUAAUUCAGCCUUACACUUCCAAAUAUAUGCAGUGAGCUGCUAAUUGCUGAGAAUACAGGAGCAGUCCAGAGAGCAGAAAAAGCAGGAGGCUACUUUAUAAAUUAAAGCCUUUUAAAACUGUUAUUGCUAUGACCACCACAGAGAUCUAGUAAACAGACAUCCAUCUUCUAUUUCACAUGCCUCUUGCUGAGUUUGAGAAAGGCUGUCCAGUUUUUCUCAUCCAUGUAGCAGACUUUGUAAGAGUAUCAAGUGUCAAACAACACUUUCUGUUUUAUGAAAAUCUCAGAAUUUACAUAAUAGGGAGCAGUACUUUUGAAUAUGUUGUUUCCUAUGGAUUUAAUCUUUAAAGGUAUUUAGCAAAUACACUUUUCAUUAACCACCAGGCUGUUAAUAAGAAUUAUUUUUUGUCACCAUUCUGUAACUCAUUUACAAGUUUUAAUGUAUUCUGCAACUUUUUUCCCCAGACAGCUUUUGCAGUUUUUCCAUGUUAGACGUGUCUUGAAAAUGGCACUGAUUUUCUCUACCUUUUAGCUGUGAUUUUUUCAUCCAUUAGAAAGAAGGAUCUACUGGCAGGCACAGCGUACAUUACCAGAAAAGCCUUUUGGGAACUGACAGAACACCUAGAAAUAUGCAAGGAAAAGAAAGUCCCAACGGGCCAUGGCCUAUGGUAUUCCACUACAUCGUAGCAAAUUUUUUUAAUUAAAUACCAUCUGACACACUGCCUUUAGGAAUUGUUUAUGAGUGAGUGUUUUAUUUGUGAUUGUUGGCAAAGAUCCAUAUUAAAAUGUAGUGUAAUGGUAGUUUCUCUUUGACAAUAAAACGUCUCGAAUUUAGCUUAUGUAGGCGCCAUGAUGUGACACAGCAGGAAUGCUUUUAAUAUUGAAGGACUGUUCUUGUUUUGCCUGUAUGUUGUAUUUGAGGGGCACUUAGCUAUUCAAGAUGCUACCCCACUGUAGGCAGUGAUUUUUAGAAAAGAAGAAUGGAAGUAAUUGUUCGACUCACUUUUCAGAUGUUUUCAUUUGUUUUCAUCAUGUUGCUCUACUUAACUGAUG